Molecule: messenger RNA, 810 nt
Organism: Eimeria acervulina
Lineage: Eukaryota; Apicomplexa; Conoidasida; Eucoccidiorida; Eimeriidae
Exons: 3
Coding region: 1-810 (269 amino acids)
Source: RefSeq, a predicted model, not a curated record
AUGGCACCGCUGCUCCCCGCAGCAGCAGCUGCUGCAGCAACGGUUCUUCGUCGUGGGGCCGCGCGCCUUGCUGCAGCACAUGGAGGGGGACCCCUGCGCCUGCUCCCAUCCUCAUAUUUCCAGCAGCAGCAGCAACAGCAGCAGCAGCAGCAGCGACCCUUCAGUAGCGUGCGUGGGCGCUUCAGCCGCGACAGCAGCAGCAGCAGCAGCAUGUGGAAAACUGUCUUUGGGUCUGUUGGAGGGGCUGCUGUGGGGCUGCUUGCCGGUUGGAAGGCGCAUGCAGCUACUGCAGCAGCAGCAGAAGACUUCGGCGCUGCAGCUGCUGUGCGCCUCUGCCCUGCAAAGGCCUGUACUACUACAAGCAGCAGCAGCAGCAGCAGCAGCAGCAGAGAGAUGCCUGAAGGGAAUCUACAGAUAUUUAAGCCCCCUCAAGUUCAGGCUUGGCAGGAAUUCUUGAGGACUCGCGAAGGCUUCGUCUCGUUGCAGAUCCUUGCCCAACCCCCCGCAGACCACCGAACUGCUGCUGCUGCUGCUGCUGCUGUUCCUGCUGCAGCAGAGUUUGGCGAGCAACUAGGCACAAUCUUAUGGAAGGACCAGGCAGCACUUCAGGCUGCGGAGGCGGAGGCCCACAACCGCGUUGCGCAGCUGUCACUGCAGCAGCAGCAGCAGCAAGAGCAGCAGGGGCAACAGCAGCCGCUGCCCAAGCAGCAGCAGCAGGUGCAGCUACUUGCCGAUGCCUUAACGUGGCCCUCAAGAGCCUAUAUGAUGGAUUCCAGGGCUGCAGCGCCUCUGUGGCUGGCCCUGCGCUGA